AUGUCCGCCGACCACACCCCGGCAGCGGAACAGCCGGGCCACACAUAUGACCACGAUAAAGCCGAGGAAUUAGCCAGGGCAGUCAGGAAGUUUGAAGAGUCCGACCAGCCAAAUCAGUCUCACCGCGAACAUGCCUCUCAGUCCAGCUCAGACGGAAUUUUCAACGAACACUCAAAAGAAACCCACCACGGCAAGCGCGAACUCACCGAGGACGACUGCUACGACAAGCUCGGCUUCUGCUUCCCCCGGUACAAAAAAUGGACCAUCCUUACUGUCAUCUUCGUCGUGCAAAUGUCCAUGAACUUCAACACGGGCGUCUAUGCCAAUGCAGUCCCAGGCCUUCAGGAAGAGUUUGGUAUCAGCGCGCAGGCGGCCCGGGUCGGCCAGAUGAUCUUCCUUGUGACAUACGCAUUUGGCUGUGAGCUGUGGGCACCCUGGAGCGAGGAGUUUGGUCGCUGGCCCAUCAUGCAGCUGAGUUUGUUUCUUGUAAACGUAUGGCAAAUCCCUUGCGCCGUCGCACCGAACUUUGGGACGAUCGUUGUGUGUCGGGCGCUCGGGGGCCUCAGCUCUGCUGGCGGAUCAGUGACACUGGGCAUGACGGCCGACAUGUGGGAGGCCGAGGAUCAAGGAUACGCGGUUGCGUAUGUUGUUCUCUCGUCCGUCGGUGGGUCGACCAUCGGUCCCUUCUUUGGCGGGUUCAUCGGGCAAUAUCUAUCAUGGCACUGGGUGUUCUGGGUGCAGCUGAUCUUCGGCGGCAUCACCCAGGCAAUGCAUUUCCUCCUUGUCCCUGAAACGCGCGCCACGAUCCUUAUUGACCGCGAGGCCCGCCGCCGUCGCACAACCGGGGACGAUGUCUACGGACCGAACGAGCUCAAGACGCCUCGUCUGGACGCCAAAGAUGUGCUGCGCGUCUGGCGCCGGCCGUUCGAGAUGUUCCUGCGCGAGCCCAUCGUGCUCUGCCUAUCCCUGCUGUCCGGUUUUUCCGACGCCCUCAUCUUCAUCUUCACCGAGUCGUUCAGCCUCGUUUUCGAACAGUGGGGAUUCAGCACCCUCGCCGUCGGCAUGACCUUUGGCUCGAUCCUGACCGGCUACGUAAUUGCCUACCUGAUCUUCCUGCCGGAUAUCUGGCGCCAGCGCAAGAUCCGCAAAAUGCACGGCCCCGCAGCUCGGCUGCCUGAGCGGCGCCUCCUGCUUCUCUUAUUCAUCGCCCCCCUGGAACCAAUCGGGCUACUGGGCUUCGCUUGGACAUCGAUGGGACCGGCUUACACGCCGUGGAUCGCACCGUGCAUUUUCGCCUGGCUGAUCGCCAUGGCCAACUACGGCAUCUACAUGGCCACGAUCGACUACAUGGUCGCCGCGUACGGGCCGUACUCCGCCUCAGCGACGGGAGGAAACGGCUUCGCGCGGGACUUCCUGGCGGGCAUUGCGACAAUGUAUGCUACUCCUAUGUAUGAGAAUAUCGGGGAUAAGUUCCAUCUGCAGUGGGCGAGUACUUUGCUGGGCUGUGCGGGUAUUCUUGUGCUUAUCCCGUUGUAUAUCUUUUACUGGAAGGGCCCGACUAUUCGGGAGAGAAGCAAGUUUGCGCAGACGCUGGAGGCAGACAGGCAGCGGCAUAUGAGUCGGCGGGCAAGUUAUUUGUCAGGGAAGCAGAAGCCAUACGAUGUUUGA
This is a messenger RNA of Aspergillus lentulus, 1668 nucleotides long. RefSeq lists its product as uncharacterized. Gene Ontology annotation, molecular function: transmembrane transporter activity. The record is from RefSeq and is a predicted model, not a curated record. Gene Ontology annotation, biological process: transmembrane transport. Lineage: Eukaryota; Fungi; Ascomycota; Eurotiomycetes; Eurotiales; Aspergillaceae. Gene Ontology annotation, cellular component: plasma membrane.